AUGCUAUGCGGACAGAACAACCAGGUGACUUGCAUUUUCAAUUCCAAUGUAAACAGCAUUCAGAUAUACUUCAAGAUAGAAAAAAGUAUUUGUGUUCUCUUUUCCACUCCUACAAGCAUACAAAUAUCACACCGAUUUAUACUGACAGUGCCUUGUUUUUCCUUCCCCAAGGGUCGCUGUUCACGGGAGAAUUGUAAAUAUCUCCAUCCACCACCACAUUUAAAAACACAGUUAGAGAUAAAUGGACGGAAUAACCUGAUUCAACAAAAGAACAUGGCCAUGCUGGCCCAGCAAAUGCAGCUAGCCAAUGCAAUGAUUCCCGGUACUCAGCUGCAGCCUGUGCCAAUGUUUUCAGUCGCACCAAGCCUAGCCACAAGUGCAACAGCAGCCUUUAACCCAUACCUGGGGCCUGUCUCACCGGGUCUUGUACCUGCUGAAAUUCUUCCUACUGCACCAAUGCUUGUUGCUGGGAGCCCCGGAGUGGCAGUGCCAUCAGCUGCGGCAGCAGCUGCACAGAAGCUAAUGAGAACAGACAGACUAGAGGUAUGUCGGGAGUACCAGCGUGGAAACUGCAAUAGAGGAGAAAAUGAAUGUCGGUUUGCUCACCCAUCUGAGAGCGCAAUGAUUGAUACCAAUGAUAAUACAGUCACUGUGUGCAUGGAUUACAUUAAAGGAAGAUGUUCACGGGAAAAGUGCAAAUACUUCCAUCCGCCUGCACACUUGCAAGCCAAGAUCAAGGCUGCCCAGUACCAGGUCAAUCAAGCUGCAGUUGCUCAAGCAGCAGCCACAGCAGCAGCCAUGACUCAGUCGGCUGUCAAAUCACUGAAGCGACCCCUCGAGGCAACCUUUGACCUGGGAAUUCCUCAAACUGUACUUCCCCCAUUACCAAAGAGGCCUGCACUUGAAAAAACCAAUGGUGCCACCGGAAUGUUUAAUACGGGUUUUUUUUCCAGUACCAACAGGCUCUUGCCAACAUGCAGCUCCAGCAGCAGGCAGCCUUUUUCCCACCAGUUCCCAUGCUGCACGGUGCAGCGCCGGCUACUGUGUCUGCAGCCGCAACAUCUGCCACAAGUGUCCCCUUCGCUGCAACAGCCACAGCCAACCAGAUACCCAUAA
This is a messenger RNA of Staurois parvus, 1116 nucleotides long. The record is from the annotation of a GenBank genome assembly. NCBI's taxonomy places the organism in Eukaryota, Metazoa, Chordata, Amphibia, Anura, Ranidae.